UUAUCUUAGAGGGUUGGGGAAAGAGGCUCUAUACUCUUCCAGCCCCCAGGGUUCUGUAGCCUCUCACCUUCCUGCCCAUCCUUGAUCCUUGCCUACCCUGUAUUUAUUACCAAGUUUGUUGUUUAUAUGGAUGACUGAAAGGUCCUGCACUAUAACUUAGGCUCCUGGCGCCCCUUUCCUUGGGUCCUUUUGUUCCUUGCCCCUGUCCAGCCCUGGACAAUUGGCUCUACCUCAGCAACUUUAUAGCAGAAACAGUGCAAAUAAAAAUCCCUCAGUGACCUCACUAGUUGUGAGUAUAUUGACCUGGGAUAAGAUUGGGACUGUCAGACUGUGUGAGGUGGGUUUGUGUGCUUGGUGUUAGUGACUGCCUGUAGUCAUAAUGAGGGCAUGGUUCAUAAUGGGAAUCUGACUGCAUUCAUUCAGUAAAUGCUUUCUAAAGGCUUUUCUAUGCCAGAUAUUAAAGUAGGCCUACUUGUAAGGAUACCUUCUGAGACUUUCAGAGGAGAAAUAACCAAAUUAGAGAGGACAGAAGAUACCAUGUAGUCUAACCAGCAAUUACCAGCUCAGCUGAGAGUUAUCCAAGACAUUUUAGGAGACUUCUGAAGAUUUGACCUAUCCGAGUACUGAAGAUGAGCUCCUGUUAGCAAGCCUAUAGACAAUGUAUUACAGAUUGUGCAGGAAUUGGUGCCGGCCUCCUCCAGUAUCACAGUGCAGCAGGAGUGAGCGAGCUACCGCCCCGGAAAUGACGCACUGCCCUGCUGGCGGUGCGGAAGUGGAGAUGGCGGAGCUGUACGUGAAGCCUGGCAAUAAGGAACGUGGCUGGAACGACCCGCCGCAGUUCUCCUACGGGCUGCAGACUCAGACUGGUGGACCCAAACGUACGCCCCUUACUAAGAGGGUUGCGGCUCCGCAGGAUGGAUCCCCUAGAGCCCCAACUUCAGAAACUUCUGGACCACCUGCAGUGGAUCAUCCACCUCCUUCCAGUAAGGCGUCCAGACCUCCACCUAUGGGGACUUGUCCUGCUACUGGUGUGGAACCCCUACACUCCCCAGCCAUUGAGUCUGAGGCUCUGAUAGAAGAUGUGCUGAGACCUUUGGAACAGGCAUUGGAGGACUGCCGCGCCCACACGAAGAAGCAGGUAUGUGAUGAUAUCAGCCGGCGUUUGGCACUGUUUCAAGAACAGUGGGCUGGAGGGAAGUUGUCGACACCUGUGAAGAAGAGGAUGGCGAUACUAGUGCAAGAACUUUCACACCACCAGUGGGAUGCAGCAGAUGACAUUCACCGCUCACUCAUGGUUGACCAUGUGACUGAGGUCAGUCAGUGGAUGGUGGGAGUUAAAAGAUUAAUUGCAGAAAAGAGAAGUCUGUCUUCAGAGGAAGCCAAAGAAGAGAAAUCUACAGUGGUACCUGAGAACCAGACAAUACCAGGCUUCCAACAGUCUUCAUAAUCUUGGGAGCUCCCCAGACUCACUUCACAUGACUUACUAUGCCUUGGUGUGGAAGGCCCUCUUCUCACUUGGCUCCCUUUUACCACCAGGGAGACUGUUGGUCCUGUUGGGCAUGACCAAAGAUCCUACCUGGGCCACUGCAAGAUCACUUGUUACUCAUGUACAUUUCAAUAAACAUCUCGAUAGUGGGAAGUGGGUAGGAAAGGUGA
Molecule: messenger RNA, 1656 nt
Organism: Psammomys obesus (fat sand rat)
Lineage: Eukaryota; Metazoa; Chordata; Mammalia; Rodentia; Muridae
Gene: Sra1
Product: steroid receptor RNA activator 1
Exons: 6
Coding region: 659-1447 (262 amino acids)
Biological process (GO): regulation of transcription by RNA polymerase II
Cellular component (GO): nucleus
Source: RefSeq, a predicted model, not a curated record